UGAAUUCAAGUGUUUUUCAAUACAUUUUAUUUAAUGUGUUUUUGGACAGAAAACUAAUGCUAUACUAAAUCAAGAAUAAAGAUAUUAUUUUGUUGGUCACGACAUCGAUGGCUACCAUAACGCGUAUCCUUAGCCUAAGUAAUGGCAAGAGUCUGUAUUUGUUGCCGUCGUCCAUACGGGCGCUGCACUUGUCGUCCAAUCGACACAACGCCAACUUCGAGGUUAAGCCCAUUAAGAAGGUAUUGGUCGCCAACAGAGGUGAGAUAGCGAUACGGGUGUUCAGGGCCUGUACUGAACUGGGUAUUCGUUCGGUGGCCAUAUAUUCUGAGCAAGAUAAGAUGCACAUGCACAGGCUUAAAGCCGAUGAAGCUUAUCUAGUGGGCAAAGGGCUGCCACCGGUCGCCGCUUACCUAAACAUUCCCGAAAUUAUCCGAAUCGCCAAAGAGGCCGACAUCGACGCCAUUCAUCCGGGCUAUGGAUUCCUGUCCGAGCGCUCAGACUUU
Messenger RNA from Medioppia subpectinata, 503 nucleotides. Lineage: Eukaryota; Metazoa; Arthropoda; Arachnida; Sarcoptiformes; Oppiidae. The record is from the annotation of a GenBank genome assembly.